AUGGAGAAGAUGCGUCAUGCGGAGGAGCUGGUGAGGGAGUUUCUGGUGUUCCGCGGCUUCACCAACACCCUCGAGUCCUACGAGAACGAAUUGCGCACCGACAUCGGAAAGGGCUUCGAGGUCGACAAGAUCCUCGACCUCAUCUUCUCCGUCUACGUUCCCAAGUUCCACGCCGAUAAGCUUGUUGCUCUCCUCGGGUUCUUCAAACACUACCUCUCUUCCUCCUCCGACACGCCGCUCGUGACCACGCUCUCGAAGUUGGAAGCUUCUCUUCUACGCUUCUACGUCGUCCACGCUGUGCAGUGCAACCGCAACGACAAGGUCGUUGAGUUCUUCGCGCUCUACGGCACCGAAUUGUUGCAGAGGUCACAAGAUUGGACUCAAUGGUUCGCGAUUCCUUAUAAGAAGAACCCGCACUUGGAUCCCGAGUUUCGGGUUUUUUUCUCCAAGGAGUGGUAUCAGGCUUUGCAUCUUUCUUCUAGAAACUUCUUCAGCGAGGUUUUCAACGCUACUCAUAUCCUUCACAUUAAUUCUGUUCAUAGCUCUAAAUUGGUUAGUUCGGAGAUGAAUACUAAUAAUAUACUCAAAAGAGAUAUCGUACAUUUAAAUCUGAAGUUGUCGCAACUUCAGGCUUUGGUCGAUGAGAAAGAGGCACAGUUACGUCAAUUUAGAAGUAUGGAAGGGAGUACUGGUUCAUCGAGCAAUUUGCGUGAAGAAGGUGCUAGUACGGUGAAAAAUUCUCCCGAUGUUUUUCCAACUAGCAUUUCACAAGUAAGUCAUAUCGACAUUAGCCACGAUUCAGCAGUGGGUGAACUUGUAAAUGUUCAUUCCGAGUUGAUUGGCUCCACAUCUUGUGAUGAUUCAACUUUUCUAUCAAAUGACUGUCUGAGGAAUGGCGGAGCUGACAAUGCCAGUGUAAAAGAAAACGAUGGGGAUGAAGAUUUUGCAGAGGUCAAAGUAGAGCACCAGGAGACAUUUUUGGGGCACACCAGUCCAAUCAGUCGAUGUCGCUUCUCUGCAUCUGGAAACAAUAUUGCCAGUGCUUCUCUGGAUGGAACUGUCAGGAUAUGGACAUAUGAUACAUCAACUCCAGUGUCUAGAAACGCAACUAUAUAUUGUGGCACUGAAAUUUUGUCACUUGACUGGGAAUGUAAAUCAGACCGCUUGCUUCUUAUAGGUACAUCCGAUGGGUGCAUUAAAGCAUGGAAUGUGGAUGCAAAGAGAGUUGUCUGUGAUCUCAACACAACUGAAGCGUUUCCAAGUGUACUGGAUAUAAAGUGCAGUCCUGUGGAACCGAUUUUUGUGUCUGCAGCAGCAUCUGGAGGGGCUGGUUCCAACUAUGUUGACAACCUGGGUUUUGCUUCGCUAACUGUAUGGAACAUGAAGACUUGGAAAGCCAUGACAGUCCUUCCUCUUGGAGAAGAUCCCCCAGCAAUUACUUCUCUAUGCUUUAAUCACAAUGGAAAGAUUUUGGCAGCUUCUGCAGUUGAUGGAAUGAUUCACAUGUUUGACAUGUCUGCUGGUCUACAAAUCACUGGCUGGCCAGCACAUGAUUCUUCCAUCAGUUCUAUUCUUUUUGGACCAGACGAGACUAGCAUUUUUAGCCUGGGCUCUGAUGGGAAGAUUUUUGAGUGGAGUUUGCAAAAUCAAGGUCAAAUCCUAUGGUCGAGAGACUGUAGUAGGUAUAUUUGUAAUUGCGGGCCUCUAUCUACAGUCAGAAAAGCAAGCGGCCCCUUCAUCUCUGGUGUUGUGUUUGGAAUCUUGAAGUACUUCUCUGCCCAAGCCAACCAUCCAAUUGGAUCACUCAUCAAAAUUGGGCAAUUCAACCAUCUGACUUCCUGGAUCUUGGUCACCUGCGGUGGAGGGCAGAGGUUCUGUUACCCCCUCAAUGGUUCAAAAUAUUGCAGACAUGAGAUGGCAUUAGAUGCAAAUGGGAGGAGACUCUUGGUAACAUCCAGUUCAGUUAGAGCACCCAUAUAUCAGGUUCAUGGGCAUCUAAGUGGAUGGAGAACACUUCCGCACGGUGCUCCUAUUACUGCUGUGGAUUGGCAUCCUACCCUACCCAUUUUCUUGACUGGGUCAGCUGAUAACUCUGUCCGAGUAACAUCUUUGUCAUAG
Messenger RNA from Sphenostylis stenocarpa, 2118 nucleotides. The record is from the annotation of a GenBank genome assembly. Lineage: Eukaryota; Viridiplantae; Streptophyta; Magnoliopsida; Fabales; Fabaceae.